AUGCCAACAGUAUACCUCAGCAUAACAUCCGUAUACAUCCAGAAUACCGCGCGUAUACCUCAUGUAUACGUACAAUACACAUCCAGUAUACCUCCAGUUUACCUCCUAUAUACGAGCAUACCCCCAGCAUACCCCCAGUAUACCCCCAGUAUACCCCCAGUAUACCCCCAGUAUACCCCCAGUAUACCCUUAGUAUACCCCAGUAUACCCCAGUAUACCCCCAGCAUACCCACAGUAUACCCCCAGCAUACCUCCAGUAUACCCCCAGUAUACCCCCAGUAUACUCCCAGUAUAUCCCCAGUAUACCCUCAGUAUACCCCCAGUAUACCCACAGCAUACCCCCAUCAUACCUCCAGCAUACCACCAGCAUGUGAAAGAGACGACUAA
This is a messenger RNA of Physella acuta, 387 nucleotides long. RefSeq lists its product as uncharacterized. The record is from RefSeq and is a predicted model, not a curated record. Lineage: Eukaryota; Metazoa; Mollusca; Gastropoda; Physidae.